Molecule: messenger RNA, 2919 nt
Organism: Carlito syrichta (Philippine tarsier)
Lineage: Eukaryota; Metazoa; Chordata; Mammalia; Primates; Tarsiidae
Gene: TAF4B
Product: TATA-box binding protein associated factor 4b
Exons: 16
Coding region: 1-2499 (832 amino acids)
Biological process (GO): DNA-templated transcription; transcription initiation at RNA polymerase II promoter
Cellular component (GO): transcription factor TFIID complex
Molecular function (GO): protein heterodimerization activity; DNA binding; RNA polymerase II general transcription initiation factor activity
Source: RefSeq, a predicted model, not a curated record
AUGGCUGGCGUGGCCGCGCGGCGGGCCCGUGCGAAGCGCGCCGCCGUGACUAAGGCUCCUGCCGGCGUCUGCGUGGAGUCGGCGGCGUCCCAGCCCCUGCGCUCUCCCGUGGGGACCCUGGUGGCCAAAGUGGCUUCUGCCAGCGCUCCUGCUAAACUCAGCAGCGGCCCUGGGCUGCCCGCGCCCCACAUGGUCGCCGUGAAAGCCCCCAGCACCGCCACGAUCCAGCUGCCUGCCAGUUUGCAGCUUCCGCCAGGAACAGUUUUGAUCAAGAGUAACAGCGGUCAGUUGAUGUUGGUAUCUCCUCAGCAAGCUGUAACAAGAGCUGAGACCACAAGUAACAUAACAUCAAGGCCAGCAGUACCAACGAAUACUCAAACUGUCAAAAUCUGUACGACAUCGAAUUCUAGCUCACAAUCAAUCAAGAAAGUGUCAGUGGCACCUGUUGAGAAAUUGGCACAAGUAGGAACUACUGUGGUAACUACUGUUCCGAAGCCUUCCUCAGUACAAUCUGUGGCUGUGCCAACCAAUGUCAUCACAGUUACUCCUGUAAAGCCGUCAAAUGCUGUAACUUCCCUGAAGCCUUCAAGUUUGGGAACAUCAUCCACCUCCGCGAAUGAGCCCAAUCUUACUGCAGAGAAUGCAGCAGCUGCUCAGACUGAUCUUUCUCCAACAAUGAUAGAAAAUGUGAAGAAAUGUAAGAACUUCCUUGCAAUGUUAAUAAAACUAGCAUGUAGUGGAUCACAAUCCCCAGAAAUGGGGCAGAAUGUGAAGAAACUGGUGGAACAACUUUUGGAUGCAAAAAUUGAAGCAGAAGAAUUUACCAGGAAACUCUAUGUUGAACUCAAGUCUUCACCUCAGCCUCACCUCAUUCCUUUCCUUAAGAAAAGUGUGAUUGCCUUACGACGACUUCUGCCUAACUCCCAGAGCUUCAUUCAACAGUGUGUUCAGCAGACUUCUAGCGAGGUGUUGGUCAUUCCUACCUGUGCUACAGCCACUUCUCCUGUGGUUACAUCAACAGUUUCCUCAAUCCAGUCUGAAAAGUCUGUUGUUGUUUCUGGAGCAACAACACCCAGAACUGUGUCACUGCAAACUCUGAACCCACUUGUUGGUCCAGGGGGAGCAAAAGCUGGAGUUGUGGCACUUCAUUCUGUGGGCCCAGCUGCUGUACCAGGAGGAACAACAGCUGGAACUGUUUUGCUUCAGACUUCAAAACCACUUGUGACAUCUGUACCAAACACAGUGACAGCAGUUGCACUGCAGCCCGAAAAGCCAGUUGCCUCUGGAACAGCUGUAACGCUAGCCCUUCCAACAGUAACUUUUGGAGAAACUUCAGCUGCAGCUAUAUGUCUUCCAUCUGUGAAACCUGUUGUUACUUCUGCUCGGACCACAACUGACAAGCCCAUCAUCGGCGCUCCAAUCCAGAUCAGACUUGCCCAGUCAGGUCCUGUCCUUUCACAAUCAACUGGGAUUCCACAGGCAGUUAAAGUCAAGCAGCUAGUAGUUCAGUGUCCUUCUGGAGGCAUUGCAAAACAAGUGACUACACUUUCCCAUUCCUCAGCAUUGACCAUCCAGAAACCUGGACAGAAGACGAUGCCAGUGAACACUGUCAUACCUACCAGUCAGUUUCCUCCAGCUUCCAUUCUAAAGCAAAUUACUCUGUCUGGAAAUAAAAAUUUGUCGCUUCAAGCAUUUCCUAUUCAGAAAAAUAAAAUAAAAGAGAAUGGAACAACAUGCUUCAGCGAGGAAGAUGACAUCAAUGAUGUGACUUCCAUGGCAGGGAUCAACCUCAGUGAAGAAAAUGCCUACAUCUUAACAACAAACUCUGAAUUGGUUGGCACGUUCAUUCAUUCAUGUAAAGAAGAACCAUUUCUUUUCAUUGGAGCUCUGCAAAAGAGAAUUUUAGAUAUUGGUAAAAAGCAUGACAUUACAGAACUUAACUCUGAUGCUGUGAACUUGAUCUCCCAUGCAACACAAGAGCGAUUACGAGGCCUUCUAGAAAAACUGACUGCAAUUGCUCAGCAUCGAAUGGCUACUUAUAAGGCAAGUGAAAGUUACGUUCUAUCUAGUGAUACCAGGUCACAGCUCAAAUUUCUUGAAAAGCUGGAUCAACUGGAGAAACAGAGAAAGGAUUUGGAAGAAAGAGAAAUGUUACUUAAGGCAGCCAAGAGCCGUUCCAAUAAAGAAGAUCCAGAACAGCUGAGAUUAAAGCAGAAAGCCAAAGAGUUACAGCAGUUGGAGCUUGCACAGAUACAGCAUAGAGAUGCUAAUCUCACAGCUCUUGCAGCUAUUGGACCAAGGAAGAAAAGACCACUGGAAUCUGGGAAUGAGGGCUUAAAAGACAACCUUCUCGCUUCUGGGCCAUCCAGCCUGACAGCCGCCAAACAAUUCCUUCGUCCAAGAAUCACGAGAAUUUGCCUCAGGGACUUGAUAUUCUGCAUGGAACAGGAAAGGGAAUUGAAGUCCUCUCGAGCUCUGUACCUUGCCCUUCUAAAGUGACCAUGCCACUCUCCAUCCACAUCCUUGCUGUUUACUGCCAAAGAAGACAUCACAAGAUUGUUGCACUGUCCAGAAAUUUCCAUUUCUGGAGAAUAAUCAUCAAUAUGGAAGACCAUUGUUUACACUUAUAAACUUUUAUUGACUUCUUACCUUUCCAUUCCGUGGGGUUCUUAUAGACUAGAAUUCAUCUUUGUCUUCUGAAAAUCAGUUAUGAAAUAUACUUUACACAGAAGUAGGCAUCUGCCUACCUGAGCAUUUAAUGACAGCAGGUUAAGGCCCUGUUUGUUACUACCUGCUUCAUCUGCCAAGUUGUAACAGGUGAGGUGGCUUUCCCUGAUGCAGCCUGCAUUUAGAUGCAGAAAGGAAGAGCCACUCAAGAAAAUAUGGGAAAAAUACAUGUCAUCUUAUACUUAGCCUGUC